GGGGGGAGCAACCCCGGAAGCGGAAGUGAGCCGCGGGGUUGGCUGACGGUAACGGGUUGAGAAGCUGUUCGCAGAGCGAGUUGAAGAUGAAUGCCAGAGGACUUGGAUCUCAGCUAAAGGACAGUAUUCCAAUUACUGAACUUUCAGCAAGUGGACCUUUUGAAAGUCAUGAUCUUCUUCGAAAAGGGAUUUCUUAUGUGAAAAAUGAACUUUUGCCCAGUCAUCCUCUUGAAUUAUCAGAAAAAAAUUUCCAGCUCAGCCAAGAUAAAAUGAACUUUUCCACACUGAGAAACAUCCAGGGUCUAUUUGCUCCAUUAAAACUACAAAUGGAAUUCAAGGCAGUGCAGCAGGUUCAGCGUCUUCCAUUUCUUCCAAGCUCAAACCUUUCAUUGGAUAUUUUGAGGGGUAAUGAUGAGACUAUUGGAUUUGAAGAUAUUCUUAAUGACCCGUCACAAAGUGAACUAAUGGGAGAACCACAUUUGAUGGUUGAAUAUAAGCUCGGUUUACUGUAAUGCAGUGUGCUGUUCAUGGAACUAGAGGGGCUGCAUCUUGUUUAUAGU
Molecule: messenger RNA, 560 nt
Organism: Physeter macrocephalus (sperm whale)
Lineage: Eukaryota; Metazoa; Chordata; Mammalia; Artiodactyla; Physeteridae
Gene: POMP
Product: proteasome maturation protein
Exons: 6
Coding region: 87-512 (141 amino acids)
Biological process (GO): proteasome assembly
Cellular component (GO): cytoplasm; nucleus
Source: RefSeq, a predicted model, not a curated record